Molecule: messenger RNA, 990 nt
Organism: Calliphora vicina (urban bluebottle blowfly)
Lineage: Eukaryota; Metazoa; Arthropoda; Insecta; Diptera; Calliphoridae
Product: INO80 complex subunit E
Exons: 3
Coding region: 66-815 (249 amino acids)
Biological process (GO): chromatin remodeling
Cellular component (GO): Ino80 complex; nucleus
Source: RefSeq, a predicted model, not a curated record
UUUUACAUGUUUUGAAAUAAAUAAUUUAAAUUUAAAAAAAAUCUUAAAAACUGGAUAAAAAUAAGAUGUUAGACGGUUGGUAUUGUCGUACGCUGGCCAAUGAACAACAAGCAGCUCAACAGAACGAUAAUAAUGAACAAAAUAUGGGACUGAACGACGAUACUGAUUCAGAAAGUCAAGAUAAUGAGGAAAGUAGACAGGGUGGUGGAGCAACCAGCAGCAAUGUGGAUUAUAAGAACCAGUAUCGCUAUUUGAAGAGAAAACUGAAAUUUUUGAUAUACGAAAAUGAAUUCUUCCAAGAUGCUUUAAGAUCAAAUCAAAGACGUUUGCUUAAAGUCUCAAGGGAUAGAGCAUUUCUCCUAGAUCGUCUUCUGCAAUAUGAGAAACCAGAAAAUACUUCAUCAGAAAGUGAAGAAACCGAAGAAUCUUCUGAGGACGAGGCUACAAAGGAAGUUAAAAAACGCAAACUAGAACAAAGUGUAAACGGCUCUUCAACCGGAUCAGCACGAGGUCGCAAAAAGAAAAACUCCGUCCCAGCUCCAGUUAAUGAGUCUACCGAUCAGGUAUCAAACCCAGCAUACAAUCACAUAGAUGUUGUGGCAGUCAGUCAACAAGCUCAGGCAGAGGUUGAGAGACAACUAUCCAAACGUUCUGUUAUGGAUUUGAUUCCGGAAAGAGCCCCAGCUACAGUACCAGCAGAAAUGUUCAGUAAUGAACCUUCUUUGGAUAGUGAACCCACAGACCAUUUGAUAGAUGGCUCAUCUCCUACACAUGUAGCAGCCGAAGAAUGUGUUCCCAUGGAAUACAGCAAUUAAGCUGAAUAUGGUUUAUUAAAACUCACAAAAUGAAAAAUCAUUUGCUUUAGUUAUAGAAAUUUUUAUUAUUUUUUUUAAAUUACACAUCUUAUCUCUUUAUGGGAAUAAAUGAAAUGAAAAAUAUUUACUUACAAACUAAAAAAGAACAUUUAAAAAUAUUAGCUUAAGAAUAGAA